GCGAGGUAUUUUCUGCUUCCUGCUACUCUAGCAACGGCGGAACAUUCUCCGUUCUUCUCCGCCCCACCAUUCAUAUGCAACGCGACGGGAGGCGAUGAUGGGGAGGGAGAUAUCUCCUAUUACUCUUGCUACUCCCUUCACCACACUUUACAUCCUUGGAUCCAAGUACCUAGAACUAAUAACAAGGUGGCUGCAUCUAGUUAUUUGAAACUUCCUACACUCUCCCAAUAGAUCUCACCCAGCGAUGGGGGACCUUCAAGGACAACGGACCACUCCUGCGCCUUCAGGCAAACCAGAGGAUGUCCACGAGAAUGAAAUGACCCUAACUGUCCACCAUCGUGGAACGGACCAUGCCUUCUCUUUGUCCCCAACUUCCACCCUCCAAGAUCUCUCCGCCUCCAUAGCCGAUCGGCUCUCCAUCCCGGCCGCCAACCAGAAGCUCCUCAUAUCUCCCAAACCCGGCAUGCAAAAGCAUCCUUUUCAACCCAUUCCCCUCACUACCCUCCCGUCUUCCCUGCCUCGCUUCAAAAUCACCCUCCUCGGCAGCACCACUGCUGAAGUAGAUUCAAUCAAGGACGCCGCACCCUCAUCCCCGCGCCCCUUCGCAUCUUCUCACAUAAAGCCCGCAAAGCCCGCAAAGCCCACCCCCAACCGCCCCCCUACCUCAUUCUCCCAAUACACGUUCCACACCCUCCUCCCACUCGCACACCUUCCCAACCCCUCCCGCUCCCUAGCCUACCUAACCCGCCUCCGCGAUGACCCCGGCAUCCGCGCCGCCAUGAAAACACAUAAAUUCUCCGUCCCCCUACUGACGGAGAUGGAUCCUGCCGAACACACCACCUUCUCCUCGCGCACCCUAGGCCUAAACCGCAACAAGGGGGAAGUCAUAGAACUGCGCCUGCGCACGGACGCCUACGAUGGCUACCGCGACUACCGCACCAUCCGCAAGACGCUCUGUCACGAGCUUGCGCAUUGCGUGUUUGGCGACCAUGAUCGCGACUUUUGGGAUCUCACGGCGCAGGUUGAGAGGGAGGUGGAGAGGGCGGAUUACUGGGGUGGUGGGAAGAGGUUGACGGAUGAGGAGUUUUAUAAUCCGGCGGAUUGGGAGGAUAUGCAGACUGGGCGGGAGGGGGUGGUGGAUCAUGGUGCUUGGACGGGAGGAGAGUUUUCGUUGGGUGGGAACGGGGGAAGGGAACAGGUGGGAUUGAGUCGGAGGGAGAUUUUGGCAGAGGCAGCGGAGAGGAGGGCUGCAAUGGCGAGGAGGGAAAUGGAGGAGAAAGAGAAGGAAAUGGGAGGGGAACCAGGGUGAUGGGGAGGUGGGGUUGAGACAUGAAUUUAUGAUAUAUGGUUAUAUGUAUUCCUUUUUUUGCUCGACGCAUAAAUGACUACUUGUCAUGUGGCGGUGUUUUGUCUUUAGCCUAGAAAGACAUCGUUACUCGCACAUCCGAUUUCUUAUGCCACCUUAUACAUGGAGUCUACCUAGUCAGAAGAGAUAUAUCACAUCUUAUAUUAAUCGGGAAUCGGGCUGUCUAACUGCCCUCCUUCUUUGCUCACUGCUCAUUAAUAAACAAUCCAGCCAUCCCCUGUCCCGUCCCAACACACAUACUCGUCACCAACACCUUCUUCUUCGUCCUCCGCGCCUCACUCAAAAUCGUACAAACCUGUCUCGUCCCUGUGCAUCCCAACGGGUGGCCCAGUGCAAUAGCACCUCCCCGAGGAUUUACCUUCUCGUGAUCCAGGCCAAGCUUAUCAAUACAGUAAACAGCCAUGGAGGCAAACGCCUCGUUGAUCUCGAAGAUGUCAAUGUCUUCAUUGCGCAGAUUGUACAUUGAGAGGAGUUUGGGGAUGGCGAUGGAAGGGCCGAUACCCAUGAUGCGUGGUGGGACACCAGCGACGGUUGCGCCGACGAAUUUGGCGAGGAUGGGCUGGCCAAGUUCGAUGGCUUUGGAGCGUUUCAUGAGGAUUACCGCGGCGGCUGGUUAGUGAGAAUAAAUGUUAACGGUAUAUGCAUAAAGAACUUGAUGGGAGAAAAAAAGGGGCUACACACCUCCAUCUGUAAUCUGACUCGCAUUCCCACCCGUCGUUUUAUUGCCAAACUGCGGAAACGCAGGCCUAAUUUUACUCAAUGACUCCAGCGUCGUCCCGUACCGCGGCCCCUCGUCCUUGCUGACCACCACCUCCUCCGGACCCUUCCCAUCCUUCCCAACCUUCACCGUCGUCCGAAUCGGCACAAUCUCAUCCUCAAACCAGCCAGCCUUCUGCGCCACCUCCGCCCUCCGGAACGACUCGACGGAAUACCGAUCCUGCAUCUCGCGCGAAAUGCCAAAGUCAUCCCCGACAUUCUCGCUCGUCUGACCCAUGGGCUGCAUGCAGUCUGCCGCAUCCGGCUCCUUCAUGAUCUCCGGAUGGAAAGGUUGCGGGGUCCGGUCGGGGCCUUUGCUCAUGGACUCGGCACCCAGGGCAAUGCCGAUCUCGAUGGAGCCCUGUGCGAUCUCAUAGGCCACGCUUUGAAUUGACAUGAGGCCCGAGGAGCAGAAGCGGCUGAUAGCGGCCGCACCGGCGGUGUAGGGAAUACCAGCGGCGAGAGCAGCUGUUCGGCAUAUUGUGGAGGCUUUGGCGUUGUUUGCCUGGUGUUUAUUAGCGUAUUGAGCCCUGAUUCCCUCACUUGUAUGUACAUGGAGAUAUAUACGUACAUUCCCCAUAACAACAUCGCCAAUCAGAUUGGGAUCUAGUUUCGACGUUGCCAUCACUUCAUUCAACAGCUGGAGGACCAGGUAAUCGAGAUCUGUAUCCUUGAAACCACCCUUGAAUCCCUUCGCCAUCGGCGUCCGCAACGCCAACGUAAUGACAAUGUCAUCGGAGUUCUUUUGUGUUCUUCACGUCGUUAUCAUUAUUUAUAACCCAACCACUAUGAGAUAUUCCAAAGCUGGAAAAAGGUAGAAUGAAUCUCACAUCUUGUCAACAGCGCUCUGCCAGCCUGUCGGUGGCUUCAGCUGUGCUAGGACAGCCUGCAAUCUUUCGUUGGCCAUGUUAUGGUUUGUGCUUUUCUCUCGACUCACUCUCUCUUUUUUUUUUUUUUUUUUUAGUUCGUCAUGUUGUAUUGUCCAGUGGAUGAAUGGAGUAGAUAUGUCAAGUAUGUUAUAUUUGUAUCUAAUAGAAAUAAGCGCUUCGGUUUCCCCGCACCACCUCUUCUUGUAUUGGGUAUUUCAAGAUGAACCUCGGCAUUCCGGGCUGGAUGUUAGUGGGGAAACCUAGUUGGGUUUAGUCACUUGUCGGGAUUGGGUGUGGUUUCGGCUAAGAUCCUGAGGUCGGUUCGGGCACUAAUUUGGGCUUCUCGGCUAAUUAGUGCGUCAGGUUAUGUUGAAUACAUAAUCGAACCGGGGCACCACCUGUACAUAUAUAAUCUAAAAUAGACGGUAUUUCGGUAUGGGAAUUUUAUUUUCCUAUAUAUAGAAACAUAUAGCUACCGUACUUCCGAAUCGCUCCAUAAAAAUCCAAUAUAAACCAUGGGGUAUAAGAACAAAUUCGUAAGGUCGGAGUCCUCGUGAAACUGCUAGUUUCCAAACUGGAGUUUAGUCUGCCAGUCCCGGAAGAAGUGAGACAAUGGUCGUGUCUAAAGUAAUAAUAAAUGAGUGCGAAAAUCGUGAAAGCCGAUGGAAAAAGUGGGCCAAACGGAGCAUAUACGUGAAAUCAUAGAACAAAGCUGAGUCCCUAAAUUUGGAUGGUGUUGCAAUUCAAUCUUCCGUUGGACACGUGCUAUCUGGG
Messenger RNA from Blastomyces dermatitidis ER-3, 3765 nucleotides. RefSeq names its product zinc metalloproteinase. Gene Ontology annotation, molecular function: proteasome binding. The transcript has a single exon. NCBI's taxonomy places the organism in Eukaryota, Fungi, Ascomycota, Eurotiomycetes, Onygenales, Ajellomycetaceae. Bases 245 to 1309 code for a protein of 354 amino acids. The record is from RefSeq and is a predicted model, not a curated record.